Molecule: messenger RNA, 1344 nt
Organism: Chanos chanos (milkfish)
Lineage: Eukaryota; Metazoa; Chordata; Actinopteri; Gonorynchiformes; Chanidae
Gene: med21
Product: mediator complex subunit 21
Exons: 4
Coding region: 1-438 (145 amino acids)
Biological process (GO): regulation of transcription by RNA polymerase II
Cellular component (GO): mediator complex
Molecular function (GO): transcription coregulator activity
Source: RefSeq, a predicted model, not a curated record
AUGGCGGAUAGACUGACUCAACUACAAGAUGCUGUCAAUUCUCUCGCAGAUCAGUUCUGUAAUGCUAUUGGAGUGCUACAACAAUGCGCGCCUCCCGCAUCGUUCAGCAAUAUUCAGACAGCAAUAAACAAAGAUCAGCCAUCCAACCCGACUGAAGAGUAUGCGCAGCUCUUUGCAGCACUGAUUGCAAGAACAGCAAAAGAUGUGGACGUACUCAUAGAUUCUCUUCCCAGCGAAGAGUCCACUGCUGCGCUGCAGGCGGCCAGUCUCAGGCAGCUGGAGGAUGAGAAUCAUGAAGCGGCUGCUCGGCUGGAGGAGGUGGUGUACCGUGGGGACCUGCUGUUGGAGAAGAUUCAGAGUGCCUUGGCUGAUAUUGCGCAAUCACAGCUCCGCACACGCAGUGGUGCACACACACAACCCACACCCCCGGACUCUUGAGAUGGAUUAUUUCAGGCCAACCAUGGACUGUAAAAUUUCUGAAUGGAGUGAAUUCAGAUCCCUACGUUUUCCAAAAAUUACAGGAUUUUUUUUUAAUUCAUUUUGGACUUGUGUUGGAUUCAAUCAGUUGGAGAGCACUGUGUACUGCCUGCUUCACAAUUACCUCAUGAGAAAGGGGGAUUGUGGUGUUCGUCAGACACUUUUGUAGUGGGCAAAGACACGUUUUGGUCUUGAUUAUAAAUAAGCAUUAUCACUGGUGUGGCUAUUCAACCCCUCUGGCUUUGGUUUUCAUGUGUUAAAGUCCUCCCUGAACUGCAAUGCCAUGUCAUAACCACCAUGCUUGUUUUAUGUGCACACACAUACACUCCUACACAAAUGGAAUAAACUUUCAUCUCUGAAAUGGGAUUAGAGGCACAUUCCAUUUGCCCUCAACAAUAAAUAUGGUUUAUGGUGUAAUCCAGAGUUUUACUGCUCACGUACUGCUGACCCAGUUGUCUGCAUUGCUUAGCUCUAGCCUAGCGUUAACACCAAAUUCAGCUCGUCAAUGCCACAGUACUUCAUUGAUUAUUUGAAUUAGGUGUGUUGUACUCCUUGGUCACAAUGUAAGAGUAAAACGGUGCAGCCCUAUGGGGCCAGCAGUCUGGAAUUAUGAAACACCAGUUUAAAACACCAUUGUGUCAAAACUGCCACAUCUUUCAAAAAAGGAUUUCAGCUGAUAACAUAGGGCUCUCUCUAAGUCACUUCAUCAGUUUCAGUCUCCCAUUAGCCAAUGGGUUAAUCUUCUGUUCUUUUUUUAAAUGAUGCCAAGGAAAAGAGAUUGCAUUGCUGUUUUGGUGGAUGCUUUUGGAACUAACUGAAGGUCAGCCACUGCUCAUGCUCUUGUCACCCUGUUACAGUUAGCAUGAA